Scedosporium apiospermum is the source of this 3468-nucleotide messenger RNA. RefSeq names its product RhoGAP domain-containing protein. Gene Ontology annotation, biological process: regulation of GTPase activity; signal transduction. The record is from RefSeq and is a predicted model, not a curated record. NCBI's taxonomy places the organism in Eukaryota, Fungi, Ascomycota, Sordariomycetes, Microascales, Microascaceae. The coding region runs from base 1 to 3468 and encodes 1155 amino acids. The transcript has 6 exons. Gene Ontology annotation, cellular component: cytoplasm.
AUGACGAGUGUGAUGGAUGAGUAUCUUGAUACUCCAAUGGACAAUGAUGACAUCUUUCCCUGCAAGGGUUGUGGUGAGAUCCUCGAGGAGGGAAAGGCAUUCGAAUUAGCCGGAAACCGAUGGCAUUUAGACUGCUUCCGAUGCAAUACCUGCGGUACUCUUCUCGACUCCGAUGCGAACCUGCUCCUCCUCGGCGAUGGGUCCUUGAUAUGUAACAACUGUACAUAUAGCUGCAGUGCGUGCGGCAACAAGAUCGAAGACUUGGCUAUUCUCACAGGCGACCAGGCCUUUUGUGCGACAUGUUUCCGUUGUAGGAAUUGUAAGAGGAAAAUUGAGAAUCUCCGCUACGCGAGGACGUCACAGGGCAUCUUCUGCAUGAGUUGCCAUGAAUCCCUUAUGGCCAGGAGACGGAAAAAAUCGAAGGCCGCUGCCCAGGCGAAAAGCCGCGAGAAAGAUGCAUCCGGCGUCAUCAAGGACAAGUCGUUACCCGCUCUUCCGCCAAACGCGAUCCCCCCGGGUGCUUUUGCCCAGGAACGCGUCGAGCCCGAAUCCGAUACUCCCACCGAACUCUCCCCGAGACCUCGUCAAGCAUACAAUCGAAAUGACUCAUCAUCGAGGGGCAGCUCGAGGCCCGCCCCGUCUCCCGAGCGCCCGGCCGAUUCUUCCGGAAAGGAUACCCUAGGGCUGCCUUCGACCAACUACCGUAAUAACCGCAACUCUUCCAUCUUUAUGCCCAGCGAUGCUAUUGGUGGCGACGCCGAGACCUUCUUCAUCCCCGUUGCCCUGGACCACAGUCCCGCUCCUACCAACCCGACCCCGCGUUCCGCGCCGGACAACCAGGAUGGGUCGAAGAAGGAUAACAGGGACUACUUCAGCAGCCCUGUUAAGGCGUCUUCUCCCGAGUCGAAGGUGGAUUCCGCUGCCACAACACCCCACAUCGCCUUCCAGGAGAAGGGGAGGCAGGCAUCUUCUGACCAGGAGUCCGCCAAGGUUCGACCGCCGCCUGCGCGUAGAUUGUCCAAGUCAGGCCGCAAGGAUUCCACCAGUACCGCCAAAUCCUCCGAGGACACCCUCCCGCCGAGAAUCUCUAGUAAGGCCCCGCCCGUCACGGACGAAUUUAAGCUUCAGGAGGCCCCCCGGGGCAAGAAGCUUCUCACAUCGAAGACGAACUCGCAGUCUUCCGGCCAAGACGCCACUGCAGCCAAAGAUCAAUUGCAGCCCGACGACAAGAUCGGAACCCCUCGCUCCUCCCUCGACUCUCGGAAGCGCUCUGGAGAAGAGAUCCGCGACCGUUCCGAUUCUUUGAAUGCGACACCCCGUCAUGAGUAUAAUAACAAUGCCGCAAGGCCAAUCACGCGUAAGGAGGUCCCUCAGGGCACCACCCCCCGUAACGUGAACGGCAAACAAUAUGCCACCGAUGACGCCAGUAAGCAGACUACUGCUACUACUACCACCUCCACCAGCAGCACAUAUAUGCAACCCCGGCAGGCUCCUGCGCCACCAGGGCAAACACCCUCAUCUCGCGGACACAAUGGGGAGGCGUCGUCACCGAAACUCAGAUGGAGCGCUGGUGGAGAGUUUACCAUGGAUGAGGAUAUGGCUCGCAUCCUUGGCACAGACGAGGAUUCGUCUUCUAUCCUACGCCGCGUCUCCAAUGCCGUCCGCCAUGGCCGUACGAGCGACCCGGAUCCCCUCGGCACCCAGACUCGAAUGGGUCAUGCGAGAAGCGCCAGCGAGACGACACGGACAACAUCCUCUCCUCGGUGGCCCCGAACCCCUGUUGCGGAGGAUUCGGUCAAUGGUCACGCACGAGAGAUCAGCAGCCCCAUCGGCCUGUCGUCUCCCAACGAUGACCCUGCUUUCCUCAAGAGGCAAUUGAGGACGUCCGAGCAGCGGGUGGCCGAGCUCGAGAGGCAAUUUAAUACGCAAAAGGACCUACAGAACCUCAACAGGAAGGUCAUCGAAAAGCGCAAGACGGUCCUGGACUUGGAUACGCAGACCGAGAUCAUGAUUCGGCAGCUCGAGGUCCUCGCGGGCUAUGUGCAGCGGGCCAAGGACACCAAGAAGCCGAUCGAUGCGCGGGAGCUCGAGGAUUCCGCCAUCAAGGAUUUUGUCCAGAAGCUCGACAAGGUCAAGCAGUCCAUGGCUGCGGCCAUUGAGCAGCUGCACGAGGAGCGCGACCAACUGAUACAGGAGAAGAAGCAGGCGAUGGCCGACCGUGACCGGGCCCUUCUCGAGUUCGAGCAGCUCUCGUCAAAAAACGCACAGCUCGCAGACAUGAACAACGACCUCACGCAUCAGAUCCAGGAGCGGUUCAAGUCCCAGAUCAAUAACAAUAACAAUAACAACGAUCCUAGGUCUGCCAACGGCCUGGGCAUUUACCCCCAGCGAGGCUCGUCCACCACGGCAAUGUCGUCGGACGUUGCUAGUAUUAACACGGCUACUACGCUUGUUCCCCAUGACGCUGAUGACUCGAUUGUCGAGGCCGGCCCCACUGUCGUCACUGUCCGGAAAGGGCAAGUCAAGAAAUUUAACUGGAAGAAGGGCUCAAAGACAAUUGCGCAAAAUGUAACAAAGGGCGUCAACAGAGCGGUGGUGGCAUUCCAGGAGCGAGAUAGAAACCCGCACCACGGCGGCCUCACCGGUGACAACAUCGGUCUUCCCUACAACAUGACAGUCGAGCAAAUGCAGCCCACAAGUAGCCUCACUCCCACCGGCCCUCAGGGCCAAGUCGGCCAGCCCGGUGCCAUCACGCCCAGGCAAACCGGCGAACGCCAGGGCUUCGGAUUCUUCAGCAAGAGAGCCAACACGAUGCCCAAGGGCAUGCAGUCGGCGGCCAACAUGUCUGGCUCGGGGACGCCCACGGUAGCGGAAGCCCCUACCGUCCUCUUCGGUUCAGACCUCUCCGAGCGCGCCGACUACGAACGGCGACAGAUUCCCAGCGUCGUGACCCGCUGCAUCGAGGAGGUCGAGCUCCGAGGCAUGGAUGUCGAGGGCAUCUACCGAAAGACUGGCGGCAACUCCCAGGUCAAGAUGGUGCAGGACGGCUUCGAGAAGAGCGAGGACUAUGACAUUUCAGACCCGUCGAUCGAUAUUACGGCCGUCACUAGCGUUCUGAAGCAAUACUUUAGAAAGCUGCCGGUUCCUCUGCUCACUUUUGAUGUGUACGAGCGUGUGCUCGAGUCUAAUGCUAUCGCGAACGAAGCGGAACGCUGUGCUCAUCUGAACCGAACGUUUGCCUCGCUGCCUCAGCCACAUAGGGACUGCCUCGAGUUCCUCAUGUUCCAUCUUACUCGCGUAGCUCAGCGAGAGCCCGAGAACUUGAUGUCUCCCAAGAACUUGGCCGUCGUGUUCGCACCCACAAUCAUGCGUGAUCAUAGCCUUGAGCGUGAAAUGACGGACAUGCACGCCAAGAGCAUUGCGGUGCAGUUCAUCAUUGAGAACACCGACACCAUCUUUGAUGAAUAA